Molecule: messenger RNA, 1501 nt
Organism: Anguilla rostrata (American eel)
Lineage: Eukaryota; Metazoa; Chordata; Actinopteri; Anguilliformes; Anguillidae
Gene: brcc3
Product: BRCA1/BRCA2-containing complex, subunit 3
Exons: 9
Coding region: 158-940 (260 amino acids)
Biological process (GO): double-strand break repair; protein K63-linked deubiquitination
Cellular component (GO): BRCA1-A complex; BRISC complex
Molecular function (GO): cysteine-type deubiquitinase activity; polyubiquitin modification-dependent protein binding; metallopeptidase activity
Source: RefSeq, a predicted model, not a curated record
GAAGCAUAAAUUGUAGCAACGGAAACACUGAAUUAGGAAGUUAACAGAGCUGAGGGACCUGCACAGUAUAAAUAACAAUUUAAUGUGAUUGUAAGAACGCUUCCCAGACUAAAGCUAACUUGGCUAUUUUGUGCCGAGUACCUUAUCUUUACGUAUAAUGGCGGUUAGUGCAGUCCAUCUAGAGUCGGAUGCUUUUUUGGUUUGUAUGAAUCAUGCGUUAAGCACAGAGAAAGAAGAAGUCAUGGGUCUGUGCAUUGGAGAGGUAGAUAACAACCGGAUCGUGCACAUUCACUCGGUGAUCAUCUUACGUCGCUCUGACAAGAGGAAGGACCGGGUGGAGAUUUCACCUGAGCAACUUUCUGCAGCUUCCACUGAGGCGGAAAGAUUAGCUGAGAUGACAGGGCGCCCCAUGAGAGUAGUUGGAUGGUACCAUUCCCACCCCCACAUCACGGUCUGGCCUUCGCACGUUGACGUAAGAACACAGGCGAUGUAUCAAAUGAUGGAUCAAGGUUUUGUUGGGUUGAUAUUCUCUUGCUUCAUUGAGGAUAAAAACACAAAGACUGGGAGGGUUCUCUACACGUGCUUCCAGUCCGUACAGGCACAGAAGGGCUCAGAGUAUGAGAGGAUUGAGAUCCCAAUCCACGUGGUCCCGCAUGAAGCUAUUGGAAAGGUGUGCCUGGAGUCUGCUGUGGAACUACCCAGAAUUCUCUGCCAGGAAGAGCAGGACACCUAUCGGAGAAUUCACAGCCUAUCUCACCUGGAUCCCAUUACCAAGAUACACAACGGCUCAGUCUUCACUAAGAACCUGUGCAGUCAGAUGUCGGCUGUGAGCGGGCCCCUGCUGCAGUGGCUGGAGGACCGACUGGAGCAGAACAAGCAGAGCAUCGGCGAGCUGCAGCGGGAGAAAGAGAGGCUCACCCAGGAGCUGGCCGCGAUGUGAUCCUCCACCCGCCAUCUUCCCAUCCCCCCAUCCUCCCCCCCAUCAUCCCAUCAUCCUAUCCUCCAACCAUCCCCCCAUCCUCCAACCAUCCAUCCGUCCUCCACCCCCCAUCCUCCCAUCGUCCUAUCCUCCCAUCCUUCAACCAUCCCUCCACCCCAUCCUCCCAUUGUCCUAUCCUCCCAUCUUCCAACCAUCCCUCCACCCCAUCCUCCCAUUGUCCUAUCCUCCCAUCCUCCAACCAUCCCUCCACCCCAUCCUCCCAUUGUCCUAUCCUCCCAUUCUCCCCAUCCUUCACCUAUCCUCCAUCCCCCCGUCUUCCCCAUCCCUUCUUCUUCCCCAUCCCUCCACCCACCCCCAUCCUCCCAUCCCCCCAUCCUCCCAUCCUCCACCCCAUCCACUCAUCAUCCUAUCCUCCCAUCCUCCAAUCCUCCAACCAUCCCCCCAUCCUACAACUACCCUCCCCACCAAUCCACCCAUCUUCCCCCAACUCCCACAUCACCCAGACCCAUGAUUGUGUGUGAGGAUGUCACUCUCUGCACAGUUCUGUGUAGAUCAACGGGU